AUGGCAGCAUCUAGUGGGGACCGCCCCUUUCAACAGCAGUUCUUGCCUGGUGUGCACAAGGAGCCGAGCCUCGUCGUUUGUGAGUCAAAUUAAGAGUGGUCAUCAAGAACAUCCGUAUUUUUUCAGCUGAAACUAGUCAUUCGCCCGACUGGUUAUCAGCCACAUCUUCCGUCGAUUGUUGGCCGGGAUAUUUGAAUACAAAGUGGGUUAAUUUUCCGUGAAAACCGAAAGAACUUUGCCGUUUUUCAGAGAAUCGUCCGUCACAGAGCAGGGUCCCAAGAGAGAGUCGAUAAUUUGCGAGAUGACGGACCCGAAGACCUGCUCAUACGUCCCAGAGGUCCCCCCGGAGAAACUAAGUGCAGUGAAGGCAAAAUGGCAAGAUCCACGGCUCUGGAGGUCCUAUUCGAAUCCGGAUUUACUGAUAACCAUUAGCCCACUGGCCUACAGAGAACCACAAAGCAGCCGACAAGGUUCAACAAUUCUUGGCAUCUUCUGGAUAUUUUCCUUUCCUCCUUUCAGAUCUUGCAGUUUGUAGUGAAGUGUUGACGACGGUGGAAACUACAACCAACACGACAACUACGUCACAUGAGGACUUCAUCCUCGUGGAUGCGGUGCAGACGGAGCAAGAACUUGCUGCUCUUUGCGACGCUUCGAUGCCUCUGGUUGACAAGAAGUGAGUUUUCGGCCCUGCCGCCGUCAUCGCAAUCAAUUUUUACAGAGAUUCUUCUUCAACUGCAACAAACUCACCGGCUCGUCAGAUCAAGAAGAUCGAAAAUGGGCUGAGUUUCGAAAACGUCGUCUCACUUGUCAGAACCUUUCCGUCAAUUAUCAACAAGUUCCUGAAAAAGCCGUGGUACGCGUCGCGCGCCGAUGAAGUUUGCUUGUUUCCAAUGGAAGAGCUCGGACACUACGACAUUGUCACCACAAUUAGGGACAACGAACACUUUGUAAUAGUCACCGGGAAGCUGACCGUCGAGGGACAGGUUGCCGACAACCAAUUCCAUCUUGUUUUCGCACCGGUCGGCUUCUCCGAGACGGUCCCAGCUGGUGCGAGACCGUUCAGUUUGUGUCGUGCUUCCGUUCGAUCCGAUCUCAUCGACCUUUUGAAUCUUUGCGACGAGAAAUCGUUUCUGUUCACAUCCCUGGACAGGACACGAGGCGAUGCCCGUUCCAAGAUCGAGGAGCUGGUCAUACAGAUCCGCCUGAAGCCCCACUACCACUUGAUCCACAUUGCAAUUGCCACGGAUCGAUUGGAUGUAUUCUCGGACGAGCUGAUCCAGCAGAUGAACGAAACUGUCGAACCGUUCCGAAGGUAUUCACCAAUUUUCAUCAAUCCAUAACUCAAUUCUCAUUCAGCCAACUUCGUUAUCUCUGCACCACCGAAAACUGCUAUCCAGUUCACUUGGCUCUGGCCAUGGAUCGUCAGAAGAUUGUGGAGCGUCUUCUCGAAAUCGAUCCAUCUCUGUUCUGCGAGACGGACCCUGCCGGCAACAAUGUCUGGCAUCACGUUUCGAGCAAUUUUUGCGCUCAGGUCAGUUACUGUUCUCAAUUUGAAAGUAUAAGAAUGGUUUUUCAGACGAUUUGGGACAAAUUCCCCGAUUCACACCGCCUGAUCGACAAUCGCAACAACCACUUGCAAAGCCCGCUGAACGAGGCGGUGAGUUCCGCCAAACCGCUCGUUGCCACAUUCCUUAUCGGAAAAGGCGCCAAAUUCACCCAAGGCGAUCGAAACGAAUUGUUUGUGGCGAUGGCGUCGAAGAAUGCGCAGAGUGUCGUCGAGGUUGUACUGACGGACAAACCGGAAAUUGCGCACGAACGGGACGCCCUGGGGAAUAGUGCGAUUCACGUGGCGUUGUACAAAGAGUCGCUGAAUGCGUUACUCAAUAGGAAGAACGAGCUGGGAUUGGAUAUCAAUGUAAAGAACAAGGCAGGAGAAACCGCACUUUUGCUGUUCAUCACAUCCCGGAAGGUAUGGAGAAACAUCAUCAAAAACACCGCAUUUCACUUCCGCUUCCUUUUCAGCCGGAUUUAUUGCCACUUCUCGUCACUCUCUACGCUCACGGGGCCGAUCUCAACGCGACAGAUCCUCAUGGAAACACGGCCCUUCACAAAUCGGCGGCUCUUGUCGACGCAAAGAAGAUCAGUAUUGAGGUGAGAGGUCAGCCUUCAAACCAUACUCAAAACGGAAUUUCAGUGCGUCAAGUUCCUGAUCUCUGCCGGGGCGGAUCCGAAUAAGAUGAACGUUCGUGGAGAGUCACCGAGGCACUUGGCAGCGUCACUUCAAAAGUAAGAGUCUCCCACACUCCACUCCACUUCACAUUUCGAGUGGUUGAAACUUGAAACCAAAAUCAAAUCCAAUUUUUUUCAGUCAGGAAAUGCUCGCGAUUCUCAAAGCCGCCGGAGCGAAACGAUGUCCGAGGGAAAACAGAGGUUGCCUCUACCAUUGUCGCUCGGACGACUCGUCUCCAGAUGAAGAGUACACCGCCACACUCCAGAACCUGCACAUCGGACUGGAGUCGGAUUACGAGAAGACCAAGUUCACAAGAUCGGAGAAGUUGAACAUUAGUAAUGUUCUUGGCGGGUCUCGCAAGAGUCGGAAGCCAAAGGUCAACUUGAUCUCGAUGGAUGGCGGUGGAAUUCGUGGCUUGGUCAUCAUUCAGACCCUGAUCGCCAUCGAAGAACGUCUCGGUGACAACAUCUUUAAGUACUUCGACUGGUCCGCUGGAACCUCAACUGGCUCACUCAUUAUGGCUGGUUUGGCCACCGGAAAGAGCCUCAGGGAGAUGCAGCAGACGUAUUUACUACUCAAAGACAAGGUGUUCGACGGAAUUAUCCCUCCAUACGACACCGUGCAACUCGAGAAAUUCAUCCAAGAACAGUUUGGCACGGGAACAGUCUGGGACAUACCGUAUCCUAGACUGAUGAUCAGUGCAGUCAACUCGGAGAAGUUGCCAGUUCGUCUGGAGAUGGCUCGCAACUACAAACCAGCAACCGACGUGGCCCCGGAGACACCGAAAGAAAUGCCGCUCUGGAUGGCUCUCCGUCGGUCGACAGCCGCUCCUGUCCUCUUUAAACCAUCCGAAGACCGCUACAUCGACGGAGGCAUCAUCUCAAACAACCCGGCACUGGAUCUGAUGAGCGAAGUGCACGCUUACAACCGUGAACUUCAGUUGUCCGACCGGAAGAGCAACACGGUGCAGAUGAAUGUGAUGGUCUCACUGGGGACCGGCCAAAUUCCGUGCACUGUGAUUGAAACGCUGUCAAUCGAUAGCAACUCACCGCUACAAUCGAUCAAGACCAUCAAGAACUUGGCGGCGAUGUUCAUCGAUCAGGCAACGGCGUCGGAGGGAGCUCCAGUGGCUAGAAGCCGGCAAUGGGCCGACUCGUUGGAAGUGCCGUUUUUCCGCUUCUCGGCGCCACUUUCAAAGGUAAGACGAGUGUGAGCGGUAACCAGGGCAACGCAGCAACUCCCCAUUAAGCCAGCUAACAACUAUAUAUGUAUUACGUUUCAGAACAUCUUCCUGUCCUCAACAAGCGACCUAGACGUGUGCACAAUGAUGUGGGACUCGUUCAUCUACUGUCGGAAGCAUCGUGAUUACAUUGAUCAGUUGGUACGAGUGCUUAAACACGACUCGGAUCACCCGUACAAAAAGAGCCCAUUCACAGAGCUCUAA
Caenorhabditis sp. 36 PRJEB53466 is the source of this 3674-nucleotide messenger RNA. NCBI's taxonomy places the organism in Eukaryota, Metazoa, Nematoda, Chromadorea, Rhabditida, Rhabditidae. The record is from the annotation of a GenBank genome assembly.